Mizuhopecten yessoensis (Yesso scallop) is the source of this 2464-nucleotide messenger RNA. Its product is annotated as serine/threonine-protein kinase HT1-like. Gene Ontology annotation, biological process: protein phosphorylation. The transcript has 3 exons. The coding region runs from base 324 to 1805 and encodes 493 amino acids. Lineage: Eukaryota; Metazoa; Mollusca; Bivalvia; Pectinida; Pectinidae. Gene Ontology annotation, molecular function: protein kinase activity; ATP binding. The record is from RefSeq and is a predicted model, not a curated record.
CCUACGUAGACAAUGCAUCCAGCCGAAGUAUGGGAAGGGUCGGAAUGCCAGUCGGGAGCAUGCCUGUUUCAGGGAGGUCAUCCGGGUCUUCCACUAGUGGUGGCGGAGCAAGUUUCGGAGGAUCCAGUUCCGGGAGAUCAACAUAUGGAGGAUCAUCAAAAAAUACCUACGUAGACAAUGCGUACAACCGAUGCGUUGGAAGAGUGGGAAUGGAUCAUGGAACAGCGGUGAUGUCAAGACCCUCCUCCUCUUGAACAUCGCAAAGCUCUUCUCCUAGAACAUACGUGGAUAAUGCCCAAAACAGGAGAGAAGGUAGGGUGGGAAUGGAGCAUGGAACGGCGGUGAUAUCAAGACCCUCCUCCUCUUCAACAUCGCAAAGCUAUUCCUCUAACAGAUACGUGUAUAAUGCCCAAAACAGGAGAGAAGGUAGGGUGGGAAUGGAGCAUGGAACGGCGGUGAUGUCAAGACCCUCCUUCUCUUCAACAUCGCAAAGCUAUUCCUCUAAAACAUACGUGGAUAAUGCCCAAAACAGGAGAGAAGGUAGGGUGGGAAAGGAGCAUGGCACAGCGGUGAUUUCAAAGAGUUCUUCACAGUCAUCUGGUGCAAGAGUAUAUGUUGAUAACCCCUUUAACCGGCGCUUAGGACGUGUUGGCAUGCCGCUCGGAUCUAUGUCUGUGUCACGUUCAUCAGGAAGGUCCGGAUCUAAGACGGGAUCACCAGUCAACCGGAAGGAAAGCAGCAUGACACGUUGGGUUAGAGACUUGACAGAUAGAUAUUAUGAGCGACCAGAAGAAGAUAUGGACCUAGGACAUCUACAAGAAGAUUCUCUGUACGGCGCGGAAGUUAGUGAGCAAGCAGCGGACCUCAUCAACCGUAUGGAACAGGUCCGGUUAUGCCAACAGGAAUCACAAAAGAGUAAAGAACCUUUGACGUCAUUUGAUCUUCUGAAAAGUUAUCGCGGAGAAAGAAUCGAAUUUGAUGAGCUGGAUAUGAGAAAAAGGAUUGGCCAUGGAGGAUUCGGAGACGUCUAUUGCGCUAAAUGGAAGGGUACUUUCGUGGCUGUUAAAAAACUGCGGGUCCAGAGAAUAUCGAAGAAACGAUUACAAGAGUUUACUUCGGAAGUGCAAGUCUUCUGUGCCCUCGACCAUCCUAAUAUCGUCAAGUUCGUUGGCGCCUGUUGUGUGACCCCGAACAUCGCUAUCGUCAUGGAGUUCAUGGAAAGCUGUCUGUUCCAAAUACUUCACAUGUCUGCAGAUUCGGAUGCCACCCUUACAGAAGACAACAAGCUGAGCAUCAUUAUUCAGAUAUCCCGUGGACUAGCAUACUUGCACGAGAAAAACAUCGCUCAUUGUGACAUCAAGUCCCAGAACGUCUUGAUGGAUUCCAGGGAGGGUGGUUACGUGGCGAAGAUUACUGACUUUGGGCUUAGCAUGAUGAGAAAUAGUUCCGAUACGUCGUCAACAGCGCAUGAUCAGGUGCGGAACAUCGGAACCCCUCGUUAUUCUGCCCCUGAAGUACUCCGUGGGGAGCUGUUAGACCGGGCUGCUAUGAUGAGAGCCGAUGUUUACUCUCUUGGUCUUGUGGUGUUCGAGAUCAUCUCGGAAGAUGAACCAUUUGAUUCCCUAAAUGCUAAACAAAUAGAACGUCAUGUAGGAAAUGGAGAGGAAAGACCUGUGUUUGGAUCUGACAUAGAUGAAAAUGUUGAGGAAAACGUCAAAACAUGUUGGAGCCGGGAUCCGUCCCUCCGACCUUCUGCACCAAGUUUUAGUGAUUCUGUUGAAAAGUGGGAGUCUCUCUUUAUGUGACACUAAUACAAGCAUUGACAUUUUCUCUUGAAAGUCUUCCUUUCAAAAAUGACACUUACUCACAAUGAAAAGAAUAAUGUGCGAGGCGAACGCCGUCAGCAGUAUACUAUCACCUUUCCUUAAUGCUUUAUGCUAACCAAGUGUGUCUUUUGUUGUGGCUUUUUUUUGUUGAUUUUUGUUGGCAAUUGUUAUGCUAAGUAAUAGACCAAGGUUGUUUCCCCUAUAAUAAUCUCAGAUAGCAAUCGCAAUCUCCGUAAUUUGUCAUUUUGUUUUGUUUAGUGUUACUUAGUAUUGGAAACUGUAUAUAUGUUUUGAUAACAGCAUAUUUUAAACGUUUGGCCUUUUAUUCAGAUGUCAGCAAAUCAGGGAUCCAUCGGGCACAGGGCUUUCCUCAAUUCCAGCACUUGGUCAGAAUACAAUGUGCACUGCCCUCUGAAAGUCUGACAAUAUGUCUUGAGCUUUUUCAGGAACAGUUAAUCAUUCUUAAGUAUUGCUUUCACAGGCAGCAAUGUUCUUUGUUGCUGCAACAACUGACCUGUCCGGCCGUGUGUCCUUUUAAAUGUCAACUUUACCAUUCUUGAUAUUUUUUUUCAUCCACCUAAAAACAGUUCUUAAAGUUAGGGUAGAGGUACAUGUUUUUGCAUGUAUUUGUGUUGGCG